CAUGCACUGACGGACCUUUAUACUGCUCAUAUUUAUUUUCGGAGCUGGGGAAGAUUUCUGUGGUUGUUUUUUGAGGUUUAAAACCUAAACCAAGCGUUUUAGGUUUUAGUUUGGGUAAAUCUGGGAAGAUGCUGUAGAGGAAUGGGCAGCUUGUAUUGUGGAAGUAGAUGCAGAUUGUGACUCGAGGAGAGCAGAUAUCAUUUUUCUCUCUCUCUCUCUCUCUCCUUGUAUAGAGCGUUAGACGCUCUGCCGCCUCUGCGGCGUCUUAAGUUAUUCGCAAACUUCCUCGUUCUGAGAAGAGAGGAGCUCUGAGGUGUGCCGACUACGCCAAGGCUGCAGCUGCCCUGCCGACUACGCCAACCUCCACGCAGACGUUAGGGGCGAGCUAGACUAGGCCAUACCUCUAGUGAGAGAUAGAGAAAGAAAGAGAGAGAGAUAGAGGGAGGAGAGGGGGGGCGGGCGUGCAAGAACGUGUCUGGAAAGGAGAAGAAAGACAGAAGAAAGAGAGACGGAGAGAAGGGUGAAGGAAGAAGGAAGUGAGGUAGACAGAAUGAGACAACUGAGCUGAGUUUAGUUUGUGGAGUUUAAUAAAUGCAAGGGGUAAUACACACACACACACACACACACGCACACACACACGUGUGAGAGUGUAUGAGAGUGUGAGAGUGUGCGCGAGUGUGUGUGUGAGUGUGAGCAUGUGUGUGUGUGUGGUUAGAUAGAGAGUGACCUUUCUCUUAUUAGCUGAGAUGUCGCUGAAGCUGCCUCGCAACUGGGACUUCACCACUCUCCGGGCUGAAACUGCUAAAAUAGCGAGGUCCAAAAGCGUGGUGCCGGGGGACGGGGCCCCGGGGUCUGGCCGGGCCGACGCCAGGAGAUCCAUGGAAAAGCCUUUGAAGAAAGGCUGGCUGAAGAAGCAGAGAUCCAUCGUCAAGAACUGGAAACUGUGCUACUUUGUGCUGAGAGGAAACGUCCUGACCUACCACAAGGAUGACCGAGAGAGCGCCGUACAGGGUACGAUACAGCUGGGUGCAACUCAAGUGAACGAGCUGCCGUCCAACCAAGACGACAAGUUCAUCUUCGAGAUCAUCCCACGUAGUAAUGGGGACCGUGAGCGUGAUGGAUGUGUUCUUAUGGCGACGAGUCAGAGUGAAAUGGAGGAAUGGGUCCGAUUGAUCCGCAGAGCCAUCGGCGCUCCAAACAGUGCAGUGUUCGGGAAGGGUUUAGCGGAUAUCCUGGUGUAUGAGAAGAAGCUGGGUCCGCGCUCGGUGCCGAUGCUGGUGGAGAAAUGUGCGGAGUUCAUUAAGGAGCACGGUCUGGAUGAGGAGGGAAUCUUCCGUCUGCCGGGUCAGGAGAACCAGGUCAAACACUUCAGAGAGGCUUUCGACGCCGGAGAGAGACCUUCCUUUCCCAGUGACACUGAUGUCCACACGGUGGGGUCGUUACUCAAGCUGUACCUGCGGGAGCUGCCGGAGCCGGUGGUGCCGUGGACUCAGUACCAGGACUUUCUGGACAGCAGCCUGAUGCUGGACGCCACCACAGCGGCGGGGAGGGAAAAGCUGGAGAAACAGAUCAGCCUGCUUCCAAAAGUCAACUACAACCUCCUCAGUUACAUAUGCAGGUUCCUGUUUGAGGUGCAGCAGCACUCCAAAGUGAACAAGAUGAGUGUGGAGAAUCUGGCAACCGUGAUGGGAGUGAACCUGUUCAAACCACAAGUGGAGGACGCGAUCAGCAUGAUGAAGGGAACUCCUAUGAUUCAGAAGGUUAUGACGGUGAUGAUUCGGCACCAUGAGCUGCUCUUUCCUGCCCAUAAAGACCUGCCCCCAACUCCGCCUCCCAGCAAGAAGACCAAGAGUCAGAAAGCCAGUAACCCUCGCAGCUUCGUGGGCUGGGAGUCUGCAGAGUGCGAGGUUUCGUCCCUGUCCGAGUCCCCAGAAGAAGAGGAGGUGGACACGCCGGAGAUCGAGAGGAGAGGACAGCAGUCUUUUGACUCAGGCUCAGAGUUUGGACCCAUUUCCCCGUCCUCUCCGUCCUCCUCGUCUCCCACAGGAGGAGGAGACAUGUGGUCUGGAAGCCCCAGGAAGCGGACGCAGACCCUGCCCAGCCUGGGCGGCCCCGCGGUGGGUAAAGUGUCUCGGGAGCCGUCCUGGGACCGCUGGAGCCGCCUGCCGGGGUGCUUCGACGAGAAAGACGAGAAAACGCUGUCUGAGGACAUCUUUAAAAUCCUGGACCUGCAGAAGGUCCAGCUGUUCCCGGGGAGACAGAGCAGUGAGGACAAACCUGCGGCCGAGGAUCCGGUGCUGGAGAGGAGAGGAAGUGAUGUCACCAUCGUUCAGGAGAAUCUUCCGGAAGCGAAAGAGACAGUGGUGGCGACGGCGACGGACACGAAACCACAAGGAAGCCCUCAACAAAGUGCACCAAUCACGGCUAAAGAGGAGAAAGCCACGCCCACUACUGGAGCAUCUCCAUCACAGAACCUCACAGCAAACCAGAAAGACCAGAGUACCGACCAGCAGGACCUUAUCGUCAGUCUCCAGCAGAGGAAUAAGGAGUUGGGUGCGACGGUGGCGGAGCUUCAGUCCCAGCUGGAGGCCGAGCGUCGCCGUAAAUCUGCUCUGGAGAUUCUGCUGCGUAACGCAGAGCGCAGCAGAGACGAAGCUCUGAGACGCAACGAGCAGCUGGACAGGGACAUCCAGGACUUCCUCAACAAGUCCAGAGCUGGACCAGUAUAGGACACUGGACUGCUUUGGACUCUGGACUGUUUUUUGGAACUGGCUGGUAUGAUAAGGAAGUUCUACUGGGUUUAUUGGUCCUUUAAUUUCCGUAGGAUCUGUUUUUUUAUCAGUGGACUGGAAUAAAAGAUUUAGGAGUCUUUAUUUUCUAUUUAAACGCACUUAAAGGACAUUAAUAUAUGAAAUUUAUAAAAUUAGGUAAUAAAGACUGGGUGCCCUCUGCGAGGUAUCAUUUAUUUUUUUUAGUGAAGAUGUUUUAUAAUAUAUCAUAAAUACAGGUGAAACAAUAAUCGGCAGGUACCGAUAGUUGUUUGGGGAUGUGUGUCCGAUGUUUUCAGAACAGAACGAUCUAAUGUUCUAAAAUAAACCCAAACACUGUGUUGGUGUGAAAUACCUGCUAGUGCCAUUGAGUGCUGUAAUUGUGUGAGUGUCAUUGGUUGCUGUAUCUGAGAGAGUGCCAGUGACCUGUGUGAGUGCCUGUGUGAGUUCCAGUGACUACUGUGGCUGCUGCACCUACAAAUGCCAAUGGCUGCUGUACCUGUGUGAGUGCCAAUGAGUGCUGUAUUUGCAUGUGUCAGGGCUUGUUCCACCUUUGUGUGCCAAUGAGUGCUGUACCUGUGUGAGUGCCAAUGAGUGCUGUGUUUGCAUGUGUCAGGGCUUGUUCUACCUUUGUGUGCCAAUGAGUGCUGUACCUGUGUGAGUGCCAGUGACUGCUGUGGCUACUGCACCUCCAAAUGCCAAUGGCUGCUGUACCUGUAUGAGUGCCAGUGAUCGAUCUACCUGUGUGAGUGCUAGUGACUGCUGUACCUGUGUGUGUGCCAAUGAGUGCUGUAUCUGUAUGCAUCAGGGCUUGUUCUAACCGUGUGAGUGCCAGUGAGUGCUGUACCUGUGUGAGUGCCAUUGGUUGCUGUAACUGUGUAAGUGCCAGGUACCUGUGCGAGUGCCAAUGAGUGCUGUAUUUGCAUGUGUCGGGGCUUGUUCAACCUAUGUGUGCCAAUGAGUGCUGUACCUGUGUAAUUGCCGGUGACUGCUGUACCUGUAUGAGUGCCAUUGACGGCUGUACCUGCAUGUGUCAGGGUUCAUUUUACCUGUGAAAAUGCCAGUGACUGCUGUACCUGUGUGAGUGCCAGUGAAAGCUGUACCUGAGUGCCAGUGCCUGCUGUACCUGUGAGCGCCAAUGACUGCUGUACCUGUGUGAGUGCUAGUUACUGCUGUACCUGUGUGAAAGUGCCAGUGCGUGCUGUACCUGUGUGAGUGCCAUUGGCUGCUGCACCUACAUGUACCAAUGGCUGCUGUGUGUCAGUGACUGCUGUACCAGAGUGUGCCAGUAAUACUUUAGAAUUAAUGUAAUAUAAUUUUUAAUAAAAGUUUUUUUGUUAAGAAGUGAUGUGAAGUGUGUUC
Astyanax mexicanus (Mexican tetra) is the source of this 4130-nucleotide messenger RNA. RefSeq names its product Rho GTPase activating protein 25 (gene arhgap25). Lineage: Eukaryota; Metazoa; Chordata; Actinopteri; Characiformes; Acestrorhamphidae. The record is from RefSeq and is a predicted model, not a curated record. The transcript is spliced from 11 exons. Gene Ontology annotation, molecular function: GTPase activator activity. Gene Ontology annotation, cellular component: phagocytic cup. Gene Ontology annotation, biological process: actin filament organization; signal transduction; activation of GTPase activity. The coding region runs from base 747 to 2729 and encodes 660 amino acids.